AUGCACCCUCCAUGCCUUCUUCUACUACUAUUACUAAUUCUCUUCCACACCCAUCGAUUUGUGAUUGCGUUUUCUUGUCCGGAACCGAUUGGUUCGCGCCCAAAGUACUGCCGCAAGGAGUGCACCACUGAUGACGACUGCAAAAAGCAUAAACGCUGCAUGUGCGAUGGCGAAUGUGGUCUGAGCUGUGUGAACCCAGCUUCCACAUGUCAUCCACUAGCCGAAAUCGACAACGGGUAUAUUCGAACUGCUGGUGAAUUGAGAUUUGGGUCAAAUGCUGAAUAUGCGUGUAAUAAAGGCUUCGUACUAAUUGGUUCCUCUCAGCGAAGAUGUCAAGGCAAUCGAGAGUGGAGUGGAGCACAGCCUACAUGUCGACUGCAGAGUAUGAAAAUUUUAAGUGCAAGAUUAAGAUGCGGCCCUCCUCCCGAGAUACCGUAUGCUGUACAUGACGGUUCGUCAUUCUCAGGCGAAUACGAUCUGGAAGCUGAAGUUUCUUACUCGUGCGUACCCGGGUACCACAAAUUCUCUGCUAAGGUAAUUUUCAAGCUAGGCUGUUUCAUAUAUUUUGCUAUGUUUAUUUGGUUACCUAUUACUGAAAAAUUAGCGCAAAUCAUAUCCCUGGAUUAUUUGAAUGAACCAGAUGAUGAGAAAUAA
Cooperia oncophora is the source of this 654-nucleotide messenger RNA. Lineage: Eukaryota; Metazoa; Nematoda; Chromadorea; Rhabditida; Trichostrongylidae. The record is from the annotation of a GenBank genome assembly.